AUGGCGCGGAGUGGACGCGAAUGGCGCGGAGUGGACGCGGAAUGGCGCGGAGUGGACGCGGAAUGGCGCGGAGUGGACGCAGAGUGGCGCGGAGUGGACGCGGAAUGGCGCGAAGUGGCGCGGAGUGGCGCGGAGUGGACGCGGAAUGGCGCGGAGUGGACGCGGAAUGGCGCGGAGUGGACGCGGAAUGGCGCGGAAUGGACGCGGAGUGGACGCGGAGUGGACGCGGAGUGGCGCGGAGUGGACGCGGAAUGGCGCGGAGUGGACGCGGAAUGGCGCGGAGUGGACGCGGAAUGGCGCGGAGUGGACGCGGAAUGGCGCGGAGUGGACGCGGAAUGGCGCGGAGUGGACGCGGAAUGGCGCGGAGUGGACGCGGAAUGGCGCGGAGUGGACGCGGAAUGGCGCGGAGUGGGCACGGAAUGGACGGGAGUUGCUGGCUCGCCUGAAGUGAAGGCGGGGUACAUGAGUGGGAGAGUGGUGGACGGAGCAUGGCGGACGGGAGUGGCAGCAAGUGGACGGGGAAUCGACACGGCUGCCGUUGCUGGCUUGCACGAGAGACCACUGUCCUGCGAGGAGGAAGGGGAGAAAGGGGAGCAACCUGGAGCAGCACGCCUCAAGCGGAGGGGGGUGUCAGCGAGUGGCAGCGGGGAUCACCAGUGGCUGCAGCGACUGCAGGAUGAUGGCACAGAAAGGGGGGAGGGAGGAUCAGGGCACACAGGAGGUUGUGGGUGGAUCAGAUGUUCGUGCCACUCUCCUCACCUCCCUAACCCCUCUCCUGUCAUCUCCUUCUCUCUGCAGCGACCGGUGGUUGCGACAGCAACGACUGCAGCAGUAGCAGCAGCGGCAACGGAGCAACCAGGAGCACGGGCAGUGGCAGGGCGCUGCUUGGAGCAAAGGCUUGGCGCAGCAGCAAGAGAGCAGCCUGGAGUAGCACGCUAG
This is a messenger RNA of Closterium sp. NIES-65, 939 nucleotides long. The record is from the annotation of a GenBank genome assembly. NCBI's taxonomy places the organism in Eukaryota, Viridiplantae, Streptophyta, Zygnematophyceae, Desmidiales, Closteriaceae.